AUGGACCCAUUAAGCAUCGUCGGCGUGGCAGCAAGUGUCCUGACACUUGCUGAUACUGCUUUCAAACUUUCAAAGACGCUCUAUUCCUUGAGUUCUGAGCUUUCUUCUGCUGCCGACGAUGUCAAAGAAUUGGCUGACGACCUGGAGGACUUUUCGAGCUCGCUCAAACAUCUUUCGAAGCUACUAAAUGAUAGUCGUUCAUGGUUUUCUGAUGAGAUCCGCCACUUGACGACUAAGAUUAUCCAGAAGUGCUCUAAGCUAUACGAACAAAUUGACAAGAUGCUCAUCAAACUAGGUAGUAAAGAGAAGAGUACUUGGAAAAUGAAAGUCAAGUUUGUAUAUAAAGACGCGCAGAUCGGGAAGUUGAUGAAAAGGUUGCAAAGUAUGAAAUCGACCUUAGCAACUAUUCUUAUGAGUUUGCAAAUAGAGCUAGGGAUCUCGCUUCUACAGUUAUCUACUCCAAGUUUGUCGAGUUCAAGUCGGAGUACAAGCGAUUUCGAGAAACACCUUGAACCUGGCACAGAAGAGAACCAUGGUAUAUUUCACAAUUUGAUGGCUUUGCCUAGCAGUGGAUUUGGACCCGGCAUGACAGCUCAAUUUAAGACUCAGGAAGUCACAUCUACGGUCUCAAAGGCUCCCAGCACAGCUCGUCGUAUGAUGAGACGUCCGGAUUUAAUACCGAGCAAAAAGUCUUCAGCGGCGCUGCAGCGCGAACCAUCUGCCAGAGGACUCACCGCGACAGCAGCUGUUUUUGAACCAAGUCGGUCCGCUCGAGUGAUGGUCGAGACGCGAAGUCUGAAAACGUCUUCGUCCGUCGAGAGCUUCCAGAGCGCCUUGUCGACACAGGAACCCGUGAACAAUUCUUCAUCUCAAGACGUUGAAGCAAUAAGAAAUGUUUUGCAUGCCUUUCGUACUGCUAUCGAUAACCUUUCUUUUUUGAUCAAGCAACGUCUUACAAGUGAAAACUCUACGUGGCAGGCAGCCGAAUCUCUAAAAGAGUCUUUAACAUUUCAAGAAAAGAAUAUUGCUCAGAUUCAUGAAGUCAACCACAAAGGUUGUGGACGCAUGUAUGUUGAAAUAUUCAACACUUCAAAAACUUACCUGUCAUCUGUCGACGGCAUCGCCCAGUCGGUAAUGACGGACAUUGCUAUGGCCAUACAAUGGAUGAUACCUAGUUAUGUACACUUAAAAACGUCGAUGUUUACCGAAUUGUUACCUUUGUCUGACUGCCAUGGCAAAGAAGUCAUUAAUGUCAUGCAAGAACUGUCCCGGAUGAUUAAAAUUUCAGCAAUGACAACAACCGCCACAAGAUUCUUUAGUAAUAUGCCUGAUAAGCCAAUGUUACCACCGUCGGGACUCUACUUUGGGGGACUAAUGACGCCGCGCGACGUAUAUGAUCAUGAUCAAGGCGACGUUGCUGGAAAGGACGAAACUUUGGAAGAUUUGUUGCGAGAGGCGGAACUGUUGAAAAAGAGUGCUCGCCUGAUUGAAUUAGAAACCUCCCAACAAACGGCAAUCGUACCCGAUCCUGAACAACUGACGCCUCGCCCAGCCGGUACAGAAUUAUAUGGCUCAGCCGAUGCGUUGCAAAGCACUGACCAGUUCCUUGACGACGUACUUUACAAGCUGGGCGGAGAUUUAGAACGCGCAUCUCAAGCUUUCCCACCCACUUAUGACGAUGUGUCUGUUUCUCAAUCUACCACUCCAGAAGUCCCAGCAGUGCUAGACCAAGGCACUGAUGUACCAGAAGAUGAUUUUUGGGCCGCUGUCCCUGUUAAGAAAUCAAAGAAAGACAAGAAAAAACACAAAUCACUUGCUAGUUGGGAUCCUUCUCAUGGGGAAUCCGAAAUCGUGGAAUCUUCGAUUCAGGACGAGGUAUCUCUUUCUCAAUCUACCGCCGCUGAAGUUCUAGCCCCUGGUCAAACAGUAGACUCAGUAGAAGAUGAGUUCCCUUUGCCCCUAUCUAAGAAGAGUAGAAAGAGAGACAAGAAAAAAGGUAAAGGGUAUUCACGCUCUUGUCAGGAACCCGAAAUCCCUGAGGCUUCGACUCUAGACGAUGUCCCGUCGUCUCAAUCCACCAUCGGUGAAGGUUCGACAGUUACAUACCAGCCGGUGGACCCACGAGAAAGUGUUUUUCCUCUAACAGAGUCUAAGAAGGGUAAAAAGGAUAAAAAGGCUGAAAAGAAAGACCAGAAAGAGCCCGAUCCGGUGUUCUCUCGUGACAACGACGCUGUUCUUGCUUCGCCCUCUGCAUUCCAAGAUACCAUGAUCACCGAUGCUAGCAAAGUUUCCGGGGCUCGUUCCCUGUCAUCAACCACACACGCAUGGGCGCCUGUUCGAGCUUCCUUAGCCCAUUACGGCGAUUUAUCUUCCUCCGAAGCGUCUAUGGCAUAUGACAGAAAGGACUUUUAUGGUCGACCACCGGUAUCAAGACCACGAAGCUCUACGAGGUCGGCAUAUUUGCUUCAUGGCACCCCAAACAUGGGACCACCCCCCAUCCUUCCGAAUGGAUGGCCACUCCAUAAGGCGCAGCCUGAUCAAAGCUUCCAAUACCAUUAUUCUAUGAAUAAACCCAAUUCACUUGAAUUAUCAGAACCCCAGACCUUCUGGUGGAUAGCCUAUAGAGGUCUGCAAACGAGCCGUGAGAUGGGUUCUAUAGUUCUCGCCACAAAUCUUGGAUCCCUUGGUUUUGGAACCCUAAGAAAUCCAGAAAUCACGACACGCUUGGCCGAAAAAGUGAAGAAUCACUCGUCUCAACCCAGACAAGCAAUAGAAACCUUGAAACUAAGUGAUAAUAUCUUAAAAGUCUUGCAAAUGGUGAAUUCGCAGAUGGGUCUCUCCCUCGCUUUAGUAGGCUGGUCUUGCGUAUGGAGAGUGCUUGAACUUCACGAAAAUAUCCUAGGAAAUCUCAUCGUCGUGGAGCCUCCGGAAGGGUUCCUCGAGGAGGCUCUCGUACAGACAACCGAACUCACAACUCUUAUCGCGCGCUAUGCCGUAAUGGAAAACCUAUAUCUGAAGUCCCCAGAUCUCUCGCUGAGACUCGACUACCGUGAAUCCUUACUGGAUCUUUGUAGACUAAUGUUACGGUAUUUUACGGAUCUAUUUGAGAUCUACAGGGGUAUCAUAACACCACUCAGUCAAGGAGGGCCGAACCAAGCUGUUUUUACGCAGGAAAUAAAGGAUAGUUUGCUCAAGGAGUUGAGGAGAAAGUGUAUAGGGCAUAUGGAGAAAGUUAGGGACCUUGAUAAGACGUGUAGGGCUUUUAAGGUUGAAGUCGCUGCUGAUGAGAGUGAGAGUGAGGGUGACUUUAUCGUAUAG
Glarea lozoyensis ATCC 20868 is the source of this 3318-nucleotide messenger RNA. RefSeq lists its product as uncharacterized. The coding region runs from base 1 to 3318 and encodes 1105 amino acids. The record is from RefSeq and is a predicted model, not a curated record. NCBI's taxonomy places the organism in Eukaryota, Fungi, Ascomycota, Leotiomycetes, Helotiales, Helotiaceae. The transcript has 5 exons. Gene Ontology annotation, biological process: regulation of DNA-templated transcription.